Messenger RNA from Cyphellophora europaea CBS 101466, 3798 nucleotides. RefSeq lists its product as uncharacterized. The record is from RefSeq and is a predicted model, not a curated record. The transcript has a single exon. Bases 1 to 3798 code for a protein of 1265 amino acids. Lineage: Eukaryota; Fungi; Ascomycota; Eurotiomycetes; Chaetothyriales; Cyphellophoraceae. Gene Ontology annotation, cellular component: RNA polymerase II, core complex. Gene Ontology annotation, molecular function: ribonucleoside binding; DNA-directed RNA polymerase activity; DNA binding. Gene Ontology annotation, biological process: DNA-templated transcription.
AUGGCCGACUACGAUGCGAAAUACAUGCAGAACAGCGACUACGAUGAUACGCAGAUGGGCGGCGAUGAGUAUUAUCAAGAUGACUUAGAUAUCUCACCAGAAGACUGCUGGAAAGUCAUCGGGUCUUUCUUCGAGAAAAAGGGCCUAGUUUCUAUGCAGAUCGAUUCUUUCGACAAGUUCAUGUCGCAAACGAUCAAGGAACUCGUCCUCGACAAAGGCUCGAUUACUUUAGACCAUGCGAAGAACCCAGACCCCGAUGAGAUUAACCCCGUAAUUAUCGAGCGCCAUGAAGUCAAGUUUCUCGAUUUCACUCUCUCAUACCCGAAUGUUGUCGAAGGCGACGGCGUGACGAACGACUUGAUGCCACACGAGGCUCGGUUGCGCAGUCUGACCUACGCCUGUCCUGCUUUCAUCCUGAUGUCGAAGAAGACCUACUGGGCGCGAGAGCAAGAAACAGACGCUAAUGCAGUCAAAACCGAGGGUGAGAACGGCACACUCUACUGGGAGGUGGGACAUUCAGACGACGACAUUCCAGAUGACCGACCGGAAUCUGUGUACAUUGGCAAGAUUCCAGUCAUGCUGAAGAGUGGGAGCUGCUGGCUCAAUCAAGAUUCUGGCAAGACCAAGUCUUCGCGCAAGAUUUUCAGUGAUCAGGACCUCUUUGCCUGGGGCGAAUGUCCUUAUGAUCAAGGCGGUUACUUUGUCAUCAAUGGCAGUGAGAAGGUGCUCAUUGCGCAGGAGCGGAGCGCUGGCAACAUUGUUCAGAUCUUCACGAAGGCGGCCCCGUCACCGUUCACCCACCUUGCUGAGAUGCGGUCUGUGGUAGAGGGAGGGUCUCGGCAGAUGUCACAAUGUACCGUCAAGCUGAUGAGGAAGAGCGACGGCCCAGAUGGAACCAAGAUCGACCAGCCCAUCAGGGUUCAGCUCCCCUACACCAAGUUGGACGUUCCUUUGGCGGUCGUCUUCCGUGCUCUAGACAUUGUCUCUGAUUCCGACAUCAUUGAGAAAAUUUGCUUCGAUCACAGCGACAAGGAGAUGAUUGAUAUGCUUAUGGGGACUCUGCAGGAAGGCCAAGCCAUCCAGCGUGGCGAACACGCAAGAUCUUUUAUUGCCGUGAGAACGGGUAAUGAGAAGUUGACUCCGCCUCAGAGACAACAAAUCACCAACGACAUCCUACAGAAGGAGUGGUUGCCUCAUAUCGGGAAAGGUCCAGAUGCAUUGACCAAAAAGGCCUACUACUUGGGCUACAUGGUCAAUCGACUGCUCAAGUGUGCUCUUGGUCGAACAGAACCGGAUGAUCGAGACCAUUUGGGCAAAAAACGUCUUGACUUGGCAGGUCCCCUGAUGACCACUCUUUUCAGGACGCUAUUCGAUCGCGCUACCAAGGAUUUCUUCCGCUACAUGCAGAAGCGCGUUGAAUCUGAUCAGCCUAUCAACAUCCGUGCUGGCUUCAAGCCUAAUAUCAUCACCAACGGUCUGAAGUAUUCGUUGGCGACAGGUAAUUGGGGCGAUCAAAAGAAACUUGACAAGGCGAAAGCGGGUGUCUCUCAGGUGUUGAACAGAUAUGCCUACGCUUCUACCGUCUCACAUUUGCGAAGAACAAACGCACCCAUCGGUCGCGAAGGCAAGAUUGCUAAGCCCCGACAGCUGCACAAUACUCACUGGGGCUAUGUGUGCCCAGCAGAAACGCCUGAGGGUCAAGCUUGUGGUCUAGUCAAGAAUCUGGCACUGAUGACACUCGUCACCAACGACGUUCCCAUUGGGCCACUGCGAGACUAUAUUCUCGAAAAGGAUGUCGAGGCCCUGGAGGACUGGGAACCGAAGCUCAAUCCUCAAGCGACGAAAGUGUUUCUUAACGGUGUCUGGUUCGGCGUGAUUGUACGCGAUCCACGAUUCCUCGUCGACCAUAUGAAGCAGCUCAGGCGCUCGUGUGUUAUUGACUCGACUAUCGGCCUAGUCUGGGACAUUCGAGAAAAAGAAUUCAGAAUCACUGGUGAGGGUGGCCGUAUUAUUCGGCCGUUGUUUACCAUCGAUAAUGACAGAACCAGCCUGAACAACGGGAACCUGACUUUAAGCAAAUACCAGAUCGCUCGACUUGAGGCCACUCAACAAGCACGCGAUUCUGGAGACGUUCCGCCUGAUGAGCCUUGCGAUUGGGAGACACUUCUCAGAGAAGGUGCAGUUGAGUACCUUGAUGCUGAAGAGGAGGAGACGGCUAUGAUUGUCAUGACUCCGGAGCACCUGAACGACUCAAAAACAAGGGAUCAGGGUGGUGAAAUCGAAACGAGUGACGAUCCCCUCGCGCGACAUGACCCGUUACUGACCGAUACCCACACUCAAUUCACCCACUGCGAGAUUCAUCCCAGCAUGAUCUUGGGUGUUUGCGCCAGCAUCAUCCCAUUCCCUGAUCACAACCAGUCGCCCAGGAACACGUAUCAAUCCGCCAUGGGCAAGCAAGCCAUGGGUGUUUUCUUGACCAACUUCGAGCGGAGAAUGGAGACAAUGGCCAAUAUCUUAUACUACCCGCAAAAACCCCUGGCGCGGACAAUGGCUAUGGAAUACUUGAAAUUCAGAGAGCUUCCUGCUGGACAGAACGCCAUUGUCGCCAUUGCCUGUUACUCUGGCUAUAAUCAGGAAGAUUCCGUUGUGAUGAAUCAGAGCUCUAUCGAUCGCGGCCUGUUCAGAUCGCUUUUCUACCGCACAUACCAAGAGCAAGAGCGGGUGGUCGGCCAGGGUGUCUUCGAGGCCUUCGAGAAGCCUACACGUGCGGACACACUUCGGAUGAAGCAUGGUACCUACGAGAAGCUUGAUCAGGAUGGGAUCAUUGUCCCAGGUGUUCGUGUCAGUGGCGAGGACAUCAUCAUGGGCAAAACGACCCCAAUGGCGCCCGAUGCCGAGGAGCUUGGCCAGAGACAGAAGGCCCACAUCAAACGCGAUGUGUCCGUCCCGCUCCGUUCUACUGAGUCUGGUGUCAUCGAUCAGGUUAUGGUUACUACCACCUCAGAUGGCAACCGAUUCGCCAAAGUUCGUGUGCGAACUACCAAAGUCCCGCAAAUUGGCGACAAGUUCGCUUCGCGUCACGGUCAGAAGGGUACGAUUGGUGUCACCUAUAGAACUGAAGACAUGCCUUUCUCCCGCGAUGGCAUCGUGCCAGACCUCAUCAUCAACCCUCACGCCAUUCCUAGUCGGAUGACGAUUGCCCAUCUGGUUGAAUGUCAACUGUCCAAGGUUGCGACUCUCCGUGGAGACGAAGGUGAUGCUACACCUUUCACGAAGGUCACGGUGACACAAGUCUCCAGGAUCCUGCGCGAACAAGGCUACCAGAGCCGUGGAUUCGAGGUCAUGUAUAACGGUCAUACGGGCCGCAAACUCAUGGCUCAGGUCUUCUUCGGUCCUACCUAUUACCAACGUCUACGCCAUAUGGUCGAUGACAAGAUUCACUCCCGCGCGCGCGGCCCCACUCAGAUCCUGACACGCCAGCCUGUUGAAGGUCGUGCUCGUGAUGGUGGUCUGCGUUUCGGAGAGAUGGAGCGCGAUUGCAUGAUUGCCCAUGGCGCAUCCAGCUUCCUGAAAGAGCGACUCUUCGACGUCUCGGAUCCCUUCAGAGUGCAUGUCUGUGACAUCUGUGGCUUGAUGACAGUGGUCGCGAAGUUGAAGAAGAACACUUUCGAGUGCAAGAAUUGCAACAACAAGAACCAGAUCAGUCAGGUCUACCUGCCUUAUGCGGCCAAACUGCUCUUCCAGGAGUUGUGGGCCAUGAAUAUCGCAGCGCGCUUGUAUACGCGCAAGUCGAAAUAA